AUAAAAAAAUAUAAAAUAGAUUGGGCCUUUAAAAUUUAAGUGUGUUUUUGCUCUGUUACUGCGAUAAAAUCCAAUGAGAAAGUUACACAGCAACUAACUCCACCAAAUUUGGCAAUAUAAAUCCCCCUCUUUUUAAUCAAAUUUCCUCAUUCUCCCAACUAACAAACACAAACAACCCCCAAAAACCACCCAUAAUAUUCAAAGAAAAAAAAAAUGAAAAACGUUAAUUAUUGUAAUUUCUUGGUUACAUUUUUGCUACUAAUUUUUAGUAGAAAGCAAAAAUUGGUAUAUUGUUACCAUGAUUACCAAGAAGCACUAACAAAAUGUAUAAUUUUCUUUGAGGGUCAAAGGUCGGGUUACCUUCCCCAAGACCAACGGGUCGGGUGGCGGGCUCACUCGGGUCUUGGGGAUGGGUCCGAGAAAGGGCUUGACCUAACCGGCGGGUAUUACGACGCCGGUGAUAAUGUUAAGUUUAACUUUCCAAUGGCAUUCACCACUACAAUGUUAGCAUGGAGUGUGGUGGAAUUUGGGGAGAUAAUGCCUCUUAAUGAGUUGAGGAAUUCCUUGGUUGCUAUCAAGUGGGCCACUGAUUACCUCCUUAAGACCAUUGCUGAGCCUAAUAGGAUCUAUGUUCAGGUGGGUGAUCCUCUUAGUGACCAUGAUUGUUGGGAGAGGCCGGAGGACAUGGACACUAAAAGGACAGUCUAUGUGGUUGAUGCACCAAAUCCGGCUUCCGAUGUAGCCGGAGAGACUGCGGCAGCCUUGGCAGCCGCUUCAAUGGCGUUCCGAUCAGCCGAUCCCGGCUACUCGGAAACGUUGAUUAGAAAUGCUAUCAAGGCAUUUCAAUUUGCUGAUAGUUAUAGAGGAGCUUAUAGUGAUAAUUCAGAUAUAAGAGGUGGUGUUUGCCCCUUUUAUUGCGACUUUGAUGGAUAUCAGGAUGAGCUACUAUGGGGAGCAGCAUGGCUGAGAAGGGCUACUCAAGAUGAUGUAUACCUUAAUUAUGUGGGAAGCAAUGCCCAUACUCUUGGGGCUGAUGACAAUAUUAAUGAAUUUGGAUGGGAUAAUAAACAUGCUGGCCUUAAUGUAUUAGUCUCUAAGGAAGUGCUAGAAGGAAGCUUGUAUACACUCCAACUAUACAAAUCAUCAGCAGAUAGCUUUAUGUGCACUUUAAUUCCAGAAACUUCUUCAUACCACAUUGAGUACACCCCUGGUGGCUUAAUCUACCGGCCAGGAGGCAGCAAUCUCCAACAUGCUACCACACUUUCUUUCCUCUUACUCGUAUACGCGAAAUACCUCGACAAAAACUCGCAAACCGUCAAUUGUGGCUCCGUUAAUGUGGGCCCGGAGACGCUCCGGAAAAUUGCUCAAAGGCAGGUUAACUACAUUUUGGGUGAAAACCCUAUGGGCAUGUCUUACAUGGUAGGAUACAGUCUUAAGUACCCUCAAAAAAUUCAUCAUAGAGGCUCUUCUAUGCCAUCUAUUAAGGCCCACCCUCAGCCCAUUGCAUGCAAAGAGGGGUCCAUUUAUUAUAAUUCAUCUGAGCCCAACCCAAAUGUCCACAUCGGUGCUAUAGUGGGCGGGCCGGGUGAAGAUGACUUGUACGAAGACAAUCGGGCUGAUUUUAGAAAGUCCGAGCCCACUACAUAUAUUAAUGCUCCAUUUGUGGGGGCCCUAGCUUAUUUUGCUGCUAAUCCAAACCCACUUAGUUAAUUAUAUAUUUUGGGAUAUAAUUAGUAUCUUGGGUUUUCAGUUUGUUUGUUACACUUUAAAUUAAAAGCUUUUAAAGUUUUUUUCAAAAUGUGACAAAUAAACUGAAAUGGAGGAAUUAAUUAAUUAAUUUGUAUAUAAUCAUCCAUAUUCAAAAACGUAAAACGGUCUCUCAUCUUGUGUGAAGCUAAGAAGGAAGAGGCUCUCAUACACGUUUUUGCACUUUGUGUGUGUGUGUGUUUUUUUUUUUUUUUUUUUUUUUUUGUAAUUGUAAAGGCUAUGAGGAAAGGAAAUUAUCUCACAAAUCACAAUAAAUCAUUGUGAUUUUGCCUUGUUUAUUUUCUCCAGUAUUAUUAAGG
Molecule: messenger RNA, 2066 nt
Organism: Amaranthus tricolor (Joseph's coat)
Lineage: Eukaryota; Viridiplantae; Streptophyta; Magnoliopsida; Caryophyllales; Amaranthaceae
Product: endoglucanase 24-like
Exons: 4
Coding region: 214-1710 (498 amino acids)
Biological process (GO): carbohydrate metabolic process
Molecular function (GO): hydrolase activity, hydrolyzing O-glycosyl compounds
Source: RefSeq, a predicted model, not a curated record